AUGCCGGCUGCUUCUGGUAGCUCACAGGGUUCUCAGAAACCGCUCAAGCAGUUCUCCAUCUCGUCCUUCCUGCCCUCGCAGCUCGGUUCCUCUGCGGCAUCGUCUUCAAAGUCAUCGAAGCCGCCUACACAGCGCAAGCCGGGCAAGUCGAAGGGCGAGAAUGGGGCGGACGACGUCCUGAGCGAGGAGGAGUUCAAGCAGCCGGCGCUGCCGAAGAAGAAGCGGAAAGCGGACGGGGAAGGCAAGCGGGCGGCUAAGAAGUCGGCUGUACUGGAUCUGACUGCAGACGACGAGGAAAUCGAGGUUGGCACAUCGUCAAGCCCUGCUUCAUCCCCUCGGGUAUCGAAGAAAGGCAGGGCGCCCGCGGCGAACGGGAAGGGGAAGGGGAAAGCGGUCGAGAUGGAGGAGGCGACAGACGAGGAGGGCGUCCUUGACCUGUGGGUGGACAAGUAUGCACCACGGGAUCGCGACGACUUGUCAAUUCAUGCACGCAAGAUUACCGACGUCGAAAAGUGGCUCACCGAAUCCUUCACCCUCACAUCGUCCGAUCCGAACCCGAAACUCGCCAAGUACCGUCGCGUGCUCGUCCUCUCGGGGCCUGCCGGGGCUGGCAAGACUGCGACCGUCAAGGCGCUUGCGAACGAGAUGGGCGCCGAGAUUGUCGAAUGGAAGGAGGGAACGAACGUAGACUACGCCAACGAUGACGCUCGGGAAUCGCUCGUCCACCGCUUCUCCUCCUUCCUCGCUCGAGCAGGCAUGGCGUCGGCUCUCGACUUUGGGCCUGAUCCCUCCGACCCGUCAUCUUCAACGUCGAGCGCAACCCCCUCGGCCAAAGUCGAAGAUGGCAGCUCACCGUCUCGGCGCCUCAUCCUCCUCGAAGAUCUGCCCAACGUCUCGCACUACCCGACCAAGCUCGCCCUCCGCUCAGCCAUCAACCAAUAUCUGACAUCGCCGCGUGUCACUUCGCCUCUCGUCGUCAUUAUCAGUGAAGCGAUGGCUCGACCGGGCGACGAUGAUGGCGGCGGAGCAGGUUGGCUCAACGGGAACGGCCGUCGAAGGGAGAGUCUCGAUGCAAGGAGCGUCCUUGGUAUCGAGAUCCUCAACCACCCGGCCUGCCGCGAGAUCUCCUUCAACCCCAUCGCGCCGACCAUCAUGCGCAAAGCGCUCGUCCGCAUGCUCGACCGCGCAUACUCCUCGCCAAAUCCACCUCUCACAGCCGCUCGACCCUCACAAGCCACUCUCGACCUCCUCAUCGCACACUCGUCCGGCGAUAUUCGAUCGGCGGUCAUGAGCUUGCAGUUCUUGACGACGGAGGGAACGGGAGACGCGACGAGCUUUGGCGCUGGUGCGAAGGGCGGCAAGGCGAAGAAGGGUGUGAAGAAGGGGAAGAAGCGGAAGCGUGGCGACGUCAGCGGCGGCGAGGAUGCGGAUAGCUCGACGUCGUACGGUGGGAAGGAGAAGGUCAAGCAGCUACUGCAGUUCGUCACCGCGCGCGAGUCUUCCCUCUUCAUCUUCCACGCUCUCGGUAAAGUCCUAUACAACAAGCGAUGGGGUCAAUCCGCCGAAGACGACAAGAAGGAUCUUGGGCGGACCGGCAUCUUACAGGAAAGACAGUCCGACAAGCUGCCAAAGCACUUGCGGAAGCAGUGGACGAGGGAACCGAGCAAGGUUGAUCCCGACGUACUGUUCGCCGAAGCUCCGCUUGACACCGACGUCUUUCUCUCGUAUCUGCACCACAACUAUCCGCCUUUCACGAACGAGAUCGAGGAGUGCAGCGGGAUCAUGGACGCUCUGAGCGAGUCGGACGCGUUAAUGACCCUGCAGGGCGAAGGCGAGGAGGCGUACCGCCGGCUUCCGCUCACGUCACUCUAUGCCUUCCAAGUCUCCGUCCGCUCGACGCUGCUCAACCUGCCGUCUCCCGUCCCUCGCCGCAAGCAAGUUCUGCGCAAGUCGGAACUGUGGGAGACGCUCAAGCUGCGAAGGCAGAACGAGGAAGGCUUGGACGAGAUCGGAGGCAAAGAGGGUUUGUGGAGGGAGGAGAAGCGGUCGGUCGUGGCGGAGCGCGUGCCGUGGAUGGGCGUCAUCAAGCCAAAAGACGCGAACCCUUUCCUUCUCGAUCUCGCCACAUUCCCGCCUCUCACCGAAGCCGCACAACCGAUCGUAACCGGCGGUGCGCUGGGGGAGAAGGAGGGAGCGCUAGAGGAGGUCGACGGAGAAGUUCUGGUCGACACGAGCGCGCCGCCGUCGCGGACGUCGGGCGGCGCCAGCGGGAAGAAUGCACGCUCGAGGGUUCUGGAAGAACUUGACGAGGAGGAUGCGGAGGAUACGCAUGAGGUUAUGCAGGGCGAGCGGGAGCCGCUUCUGUACGAUCCAGACGACGACAUCGAGGAUUGA
Messenger RNA from Rhodotorula toruloides NP11, 2394 nucleotides. RefSeq names its product cell cycle checkpoint protein rad17. Gene Ontology annotation, molecular function: chromatin binding. Lineage: Eukaryota; Fungi; Basidiomycota; Microbotryomycetes; Sporidiobolales; Sporidiobolaceae. The coding region runs from base 1 to 2394 and encodes 797 amino acids. The record is from RefSeq and is a predicted model, not a curated record. Gene Ontology annotation, biological process: DNA repair; mitotic DNA replication checkpoint signaling; DNA damage checkpoint signaling. The transcript is spliced from 11 exons.